This is a messenger RNA of Saccostrea echinata, 7654 nucleotides long. RefSeq names its product muscleblind-like protein 1. The record is from RefSeq and is a predicted model, not a curated record. Gene Ontology annotation, molecular function: metal ion binding. NCBI's taxonomy places the organism in Eukaryota, Metazoa, Mollusca, Bivalvia, Ostreida, Ostreidae. The transcript is spliced from 13 exons. Bases 453 to 2000 code for a protein of 515 amino acids.
UUAUAGCACUUGACGUUGUGUCUAGGUUAAUUUCAGUGUGUUGAAGACACUUUUAGAGAGGAAGACAUGGUGUUGUGAAGUGACAGUGUGUUAGAAAAUAUUCAGUGUACCAAGAUGUUAACAGUAGAGAUUUUCAGACAAUGAUCAAGACAGAUUAUUCAGUGAAGUUUGGAAGAAAUACAGCUCUGAAAAAACUUUUAUCCCAGCUCAACGUCAUUCUUCAAUAGUGCACGUCAUUUUGGAUGUUUUAUACACUUAUUGAUUAUUAGUGGUUAUAUUUUAGUUUUUUCUUGUUAAUUGCAAUCGAGAUUUUAAAAUCCUCAUUGACGACAUAUUCUAUUUUCUCUCAUUUUUUUUAUUCACUGACGUUUACAUUUUAUUCGUGUACGGAUUUUUUUGUGUGUUUGAUUUAUAAGAAACCCACAAGUCUUUCAUUGGUGUGACUUCUUGUAAUGGCCAUGGUAAACAGUUUGUUAGCAAUCGGAAGUAACGUGAAGGACUCGCGCUGGCUGACAUUAGAAGUCUGCCGAGAGUACCAGCGCAAUAAAUGCACACGCACGGACACAGAGUGUAAAUUUGCACAUCCCCCGCCUCAUGUGGAAGUUCAAAAUGGCCGUGUGACGGCAUGCUUCGACUCCAUCAAGGGGAAGUGUCAGAGGAAAGACCCUCCUUGUAAAUAUCUCCACCCCCCACAACAUCUACGAGAACAGCUGUUACAGAAUGGUCGAAAUAACCUAAUAUUAAAAAAUUUACAAAUGCAAGCUGCUGCAGCCCAGAAUUUACUACCGUCAGCGGGAAUUGUGCCCGGGAUGCUGCCCACCAUUGCCUCACCAACCAGUAAGGGAUCUUUGGCUGCCUUGCCCGCCCUCUACCCUACAGGGCAGCUGCCCACCGUCAUGAUACCAGACAGAGCUUACGGAUGGUCUGGGGGGGUCCUCACAAAUGGACACCCAUAUCUUGCCGGAUCCGUUCCCAAUCCAACAUCCAUCUCCUAUAAUCCAUACGUAGGGAUGCAGACGGUAUCCGUGACUCCGCCCUCCGUCAGUGAGUCCGCCUCCCAGCCAAUCUCUGGUGUUAUCCAGGCUGCAACUUCUAUAGCCCAGAAUAAAAUUACCCGGCCAGACAGAUUAGAGGUAUGUCGAGAGUUUCAGAGAGGGUCUUGCACGCGACAGCCAAGCGAAUGUCGCUAUGCACACCCCCCAGAUAAUGUAACAGUCGAGACGUGCGAGAACCAGGUUACAGUUUGUAUGGACUUUAUUAAGGGGAAGUGUACACGAGAUUCGUGUAAAUAUUUCCACCCACCCCCUCACUUACAGGCCCAGAUCAAAGCAGCACAACAAAGAGCUAACUCCUCUGCAGCACAAGCUCUGCCGCAAGUGGUAGAGGUCAUUACGAGCAAGAAGCGACCUCGAGAAAUCGCUGAUGAUCUAGUACUGCAAAGCCCAGUGUCUCAAGUGAUUCCGUAUAAGCGUGUUGCCGUGGCAGAUGGGAAAACUGGGCUGCCAAUGUACCAACCUGGAGUUAAUCCAUUGAUGUUCCAGCAACAUAUGGCCAUGCCGUUCCAGCAAGGGGGAUUUAUCCCUGCCAAUGUAGCAUUCAAAAGUGCACCACAAACCACAGUUUACCCCAGCGGCUCACCUUCUCCGGCCCUGUCUUUACAGCAGCAAUACGUUCCUGUGUCAAUGCCAUUGGUUCUUUCCCCUGCCGUGCCUGAUGCCGUGGUGACGGCCCCUGCUGCCGCCAGUUUGAUUCCUACUAACGCUCAAAACGUCAAUUAUUUUGACUCCAACCAGCAGUUGCUGGACACCCUCCCAGUGUGCCUAGAUUUUAAGAUGGGGCGGUGUAAUCGGCCAUUGUGCGACAAAGUGCACAUCCUACAAGACUAUGUUGAAGUGACGGAUGGACGCGUUGCCGUGUGUCGUGAUGCAGUUCGAGGAAAGUGCUCACGCCCCAUGUGCAAAUAUUAUCACAUCCCUGUCAACCUUCCACCCUCAAAGUGACGGGGAAUGCCAAACAAUAUCAUACACCAAGCAAUGGGAGUCUACUCUUAUGAGAACACUAAGUACACCACACAAACAUUUAUUUCCAAUUUCUUUAAAGACUAAGACAAGGUACAGUCCAGAAGGGGGAAAAGCCAACGUCGAGUUUUUUUUUCCAGAUAUCUCCAGUUGCCAUAUAAUCCAGUGGUGCUAAAGCAUAUCAUAUUGACCUUUGACCUCUUUUAUGAUUAUGCAUUUCUUUUUAAAAAUUUAAUUGGCUUCUUACGCUCUUAACACAUCUGUUGGAUGUACUUUAAUCAAAGUAUGUUUUGAAUGUUUGGUUUUAGGAAAAAAAGGAAAAACUUCGCACAGAAGCAGAAUCAUAUCAGAUAAGUUCUGUGUUUUAAUUAAGUGUUUAGAAUUUUUUAUACAAUUGUUGUUCAUUUUCCAAUGGUAAAUAACCAAACCAUUUGUGAUAUGUUAUCUUUUCACUCUUUUUACUACGCAAUUUGUUUAAGAUAAUCGGGGCUAAGAAAGACAUUUUAUGAUAAUAUUUGCUUUUUUUGCUUAGAACUUUUAGCCGCACUCCCAGGGCUGCUGUAUGGGGCUAUUUAUAGCUAUAUAGGUCAUGACCUCUUGUAGAAACACAGUCAUAGUCAACAGAAAUCUUGAUCUCUUUAUUAUGGUGCAUAUGUAUUCAUUAUUAUAUAUAUAUCCUGUUUGUUUUGUUAUUUCGUCAAGAUAAAGAGCUGACCUGACUUUGCUUCUACAAGAGAAAAUUAUUUUAUUCAGAUGGCCAAUGUACAUAACAAAAAAAAAAAACGCACCCAUCCUUGGCUUGAACAUAUAGUCUAUGAAUUGAAUGUUUGCGUCACAUAUUUUAAAAAAUUGUGAAUCUAUAUUUAGAGUCGUUAUAGGUCUAGUUUAGUUUCGUGAACUGUUGUAAAAUUAUAUAUUUUGAUGAUAUGAAAGUGCAAUUUUAUAAGGUGCACACUAAUACUGUUAUAUGAACAAUUUUUUUUUUUCAAAAUGUGCCAUAUAACUUUUUUUUCUUUUAAUCUUUUAAAAAAAGAAAAAAAAUUGAAAGAUGCUGACUCGGAUGUCCCAGUAAAUGCCACAUUUAUCAGUUCUGUCAAGCUUUGAAAUGGUUAGCCAUGUUGGAGAAAUAGUGCUAUAGUUGGGCAAUGAAAUCCCGCUUUUGACCUUGAUCCUGGUCAUUGACCUUGACCAGGUGGGAGUUUUAUAGUGCUAUUUCCCAUGUUUUUUUGGUAGAGGGGUUCUGAACCUCGUACACCAGUUGUAGCUAAGAGCUAAGUAGUGCACCAGACCUACACAAAUCUUGCAGCAAACGUGUGCCAUAUUCGGAAAUGCAUGUAUUUUACCUUUUCCCGAGGUUACCUAUAUACACCCCCCUAUAUUAACUGCUAACAUGAAAUCUAUUACAAAUUCUUCCAGAAAACUGAAAACCUAACCAUAUUUUUUUUUUAGUUCAAAUUAAUAUUAUUAUUAUAAUGUAUGUUUCUAAUUGUGAUCAUAUGAUUGGUGCAUGUUGUCAAGUCAUGUGACUUAAAUAAUUCAGCCAUUUUUGAGAAUUUUUCAUGAUGUGAUUUUUUGUGUGUGUUUUAAUUAAUGAUCAGUGUGGAUCAGAAAGAAACUUGUGUUCAUGUAAAUAUAUAAAUGAUAUAUAUGUAGUGUGUAUAUUUUAUUGUCUCAGUACCAAAUUAUACCAAUACUAUUUCUCUUAUUAAUAAGAAGUGGGUGUUACUACUAGCUGGGAGUUUUUACAUAGCUCUUUUAAUGGUUCUAUUUUCUGAGUUUCAAGGGCCUUUUUUUUUUAAAAUAGAAAUUCUUUUGUAAGUGAGAAGUAAAGGACAGGGUACAGAAAACUAGAGAAGGGAAUCCAGACACAUUGAGGUUUUUGUAGCAUAAUAAUUUUUCUCAUCUGUUAUAUAUCUAGUUUCACUUUGAAUAAUGGCAUGUUUAAUUUACUUUCACUUUAAUUAGGAGAAGAGCAGAUAUAUGGUUAUUGUCAUAUUUCCAUUUUAUAAACCAUAUAAUCUGUCUGUCCAUUGUUAAUUUUUGCAUUUUUCUUGUUGCAGUUAAAAGAUAUAUGAUUGUUUCUUAUAAGAAAAAUAAUUGCUGAAUUUUUUUUAAAGGAGUUUAUUAUUGAAUUAACUUAUGAGAAAUAGGUUGAUUGCAUGCAAUCUGAAAUCAAUGGGGCAUAUGACCUACAAAUAUGUACACAAAGUAUGCCAACAUUUUUUCAUAAACUACAAAGGGAUUGAUUCACUGUUUCAUUAUUUGUGAUAAUAGUAUUCAAUUUUAAUAUUUACUUUGUUAUGUGACUUGUAAUGAAAUUUCAUCAUCGUGUUAACAAUUUUUAUCAUCACUGAAAAUCUUUGCUCAUAGGUCUAAAAACACCACGAGGCAUUACUUAUUUUGAUCCUUACACGCUGUGUAAAAUAUUGUGAAAAAGGAGGCAUUCUGAAUAUUUUUUUGAUAAUUUUUCGUGCAGAAAAGCAGAGGUAUUAGAAAUAGACUAUGAGCAAAGAUAAUUGGUGGAGAUUGUGCAAGUUCUGUGUUUGUGAUUUGUACAGAUUAUUGAAGGGUGUGUCAGACACAUGAAUGAAUAUGCAGAUUAAGUUUUGCCCAUAUAUGGACAUUUUAUAAAACUGAGUUUAUGAAUGGACAUGUAAUGUUCUCUCAAGAUAUUUUUCCACUCUAGUUUUAGGUUUGUGUUGAGAAAUGUAUUUUUUCUAGUUUGUAUCAUGUAUUUGUAGAUUGAUAGUCAAAAAAAAAACGCAAACUGUGUAUUUUUCAAAAAAAUGGACUCAAAUCAUUGCCUUGAAAACUAGAAACAUUUACUCAGUAUUGAGAUGUCAGUAUUCUUGCUAUCCAUAAACCAUGAAUUACAUGUAGUGAAAUUAAAUUUUUUGUUUUAACUUCGAAAUUUUUUGAAAAUUGAUUCUAAGAACUGAUGAAAAAAAAACCUCCAAAAUGAUUUGAGUCCUGUUGCUUCACAUGUAAUCUAUGCUGAGGGUUAAAUUUGGUGUCCUGGCAACAUGAUAGAGCAAAAGUAACAUGUGUGCCCUACUUAACCCAUCAGUAUGAUGUCAUCUGCAGCCUGCAUAUUUACAAUAAGACCAUGCUUUAACAAGAAAUACUGGAAUUCUGUAACCAUAUUCAGCAGUGGUCCCAUUAGUAAAGCAGUGUUGCUCAGUGUUGUUACCCAGGCACAAAUGUUGCUUUUGCUUUGGCAUGUUGCUGUAGCUUUCUAAGGGUGACCUAGUUUGAUGCUUAAAUGACAAGCUUUGUGUGAGCCAUGUAUUUGCAGAACUGUAUGACAGUUCACAAGCCAGCGGACAGACAAACUUCAUCUUAUCUCAAAAAAAAUCUUCUUUUUUUUUCUUUCCUUCUGCAGAUAUAACGAUUUCUGUUUAUUUUGUAGUAAAAAAAGAGACCCUUUUAUUCCAUGCUAUGUGUCCUUAUCCACACACAGAUUGUGUUUUUAUUGCAUGAAAGUAUAUGUAGACUUCAUUAACUCUCAUUAAGAGUCUAUUCCGGUGAUGGAUUUUAAAUUGUAAAUUUUCUUAGCAUUUUUAUCGUAUGAUACAUAUAUAUUUACAUCUAUAUAUAUUAUAUAUUACUUGGUUUAGAUUAUUUCAGACUGUGUAAAUUUUGGUCAUGCACCCCCGGGUCACUAUUUCAACUGACGCUAUAUCAUGUAGAUACGCUUGUGCUUUUGUGCUGGGCGCGGUCUCGUUUGAGAUCCGCCCCUCCAUUUGCUUUCUAUUGUGUUUGUCUGCAUAGCUUCGGAGGCUCUUAAAGAGACGCCAUUUACCAAACUCAAAAAUAUAAUCCAAAAUAUACCAUACUGUGUUGUCCUUUAUUGUGUGUGUAUAUAUAUAGUAUCUCACAUCUUCUGGUUACUGUUGCCAUAGUAACAUGUAAAUAGUUUCUAUUGAAAUCGUUUUUUCCCUUCAUUGUCUGAGUUUUCCUUAUAAUUGUUUUAUUUUCUCAUGUUUUGGCCACUUGGACAACUUCAGUAAUGAACGCUAAAAUAUCGUGCAAGCUUUUUUUUUUCCAAAAAAAGAAGUUUUAAGCCAAACUGGUUCAAAUUUCAAUCUGAAGUCUAGUUCCUAAGGAGAAAAAAACCUAUUCUUUAAGACAGAAAAUGUGAGAACCAAAGCAAUUAGGCAUUGAAUAGAUGGAAUUGAAAUCCUACGUCUUUGUGAUGUUUCUUUAAUUUACCGGUGAUUUUCUUUUAAAAAACGCUGCCUAUCUUCGUCUUUUGAAUCUUGACUCAAGGUGAUUCGCAUUUAACACUGCACAGCUUGCGCUGCCAUUCUAGUUAAAAGUUACAAACUUUUUGCCAUUUCUAUAUAUAUUAUAUUUAACGACACUAACUGUCGCUAAACAGUUCAAUAACACCCUUUGGCUGAGCAGAUGAACAAUUGGCCAAUCAGAAGCUCUGUUCUUAUUUGGUGCUGAUCAUUAAAAUGGUUUCUCAGUACACAAGUUUGGUUCGUUUGUUUUACAAGGUGCUAGAUAUUUUAUUAUUAAAAGAAGAAGAAAAAAAUAGAUGAUUGAAUGCAAAAAGACAAAUAAAUUGUGAAAAAAUGCACAAACGUAUGGAGACGCUGAACAUGACUGAGAAAGUGUUGUUGACUAAAUGUUGGAAUCAAAUUGGGUGGAUAUGGUGAUCUUGUGUAUAUCCCAAUUUGAUUCCGACUCGUCUCUGUAGUACUAGACAAAGCCUUUUUGAGUUGUUGCACUUCUCGUUACGUUGGUGGCACAUGGAGGUAUUUUGGGGGCUCAUACUAUUACGGCUUUUUUAUACAGGGCUGAGCAAAGAAGCUUCAAUAAACGUUGCUUUUUUGAAUUACUGCGCUAUGUCUGUGCAAGAUGUUUAUAGUUCUUGCUCUCAUGUAUAUCCAACUUUUUUUUUUUACCAAAAGGGAUAAUUUUGCUUUUUUUAUACUUUUUAUCAAGCACCUAGCAGGCAAUAUAAUUUUUAAAGGAAAUAAUGACCCCAGUUCACUAACUUUAGUUGCAUUUUUGUAGAGUUUUUUCUAAGAAAGUGUUAUAUUUUUGUUACAUAUGAUCUCAGUUGGUGCUAAAUGUUCCAAGAAUUUGUAAAUUGGAAGAAAAAAAUGAUCUCGAUUUUUUUAGUGCGUUUCCCGAAAUAUUUCCUAGUGCCAAGGAUGUAAUGGGUAUUGUGAUAGUACUUAACCAUCUUUUCGCCUGUUGGCUGCUAGGUAAUCUUUAAUGCUGGGCAACCAAUCACAAGCUUCCGCUGCUUCAAAGUAUCCAAUCAAAUGAUUGGUCUGUAGCCGGAACUAGCCAAUCCCAGCAUGCCUUAGAUUUGCACUCUAAAUUGCCGCAUUUAUAAGUGUUCGUGUUGCGAUAAUAUAUGGGAGAAGCCAAAGGCUUAUGUCUUCCAAGUCUUAUGUCAUAAUUUUUUUCCUAGAGUUAAACUCGACAAAAGAUCUUUAUAUCAUUAUUUAUGGACAAAAUGUGAGUGAUGAUUUCAAGGAGAGUCGCAAUUGUUUAUGAUUUUGUUACGAGAUAUUUGUAAAUAGAUAUUUUUGGUUUAUGGAUAUUCCUUUUUUUCAAUUCCAAGAAAAUAAGUUCAACAAGUUGUUGUAGUCAAUAAACUUAUUUUUAAAUUGAAA